Molecule: messenger RNA, 870 nt
Organism: Penicillium macrosclerotiorum
Lineage: Eukaryota; Fungi; Ascomycota; Eurotiomycetes; Eurotiales; Aspergillaceae
Exons: 2
Coding region: 1-870 (289 amino acids)
Source: RefSeq, a predicted model, not a curated record
AUGAAUCGAAUUGAUUUGGGUCGAACCACCCUGUAUGCUACGGUGUCGCAUUUACGGCUUGAGUUCAGUGCCACCGCUAGUUUCACGAGGCACAAAGACCAUGAACCUCACGUUUCAAUCCAACAAGAAGCUUUGAAACUAUAUUGGAUUACAGAGGCACCCGAGCUUGAGCUGUGUUUCUUUAUUAGAAUCCCUACGGGUGUUGACAUUAAGCCAACUUUUGUCCAGUCCUUGGAGCGAAAAAUUUGCAACUCCAAAGUUUGGCCAGAACUCGGGUUUGAUAUCAUACUGAAGGAGAGCCCCGAUAGGGCUACACUGCCUUGCUCUACCGAAGAGCCUUCGCUGCGAUUUGGCCUAUGUCGAAGGAACCAGAAGACCCGACCUGAGAAUAGCCAGAAUGUUCCAGCUAUUUUGAAAAACCCUCCGGAACCACAUCCUCCACCUGACCUUCCCGUCCUCUCGAUGUCAUCUGUCGAUAUGACCCUCAAACUUACACAAUGCCGCUGUGCAAACAGUCUACAAGAAGGUUACUCGGCAAAACAUGUAUCCAGAGAUCAUAUAUUUCCCCAGCCGCAGACUUUUUCCACUACAAAAUAUCAAAACCCGACCGAUGGGAUUGCAGGGUUUGCGGCGACUUGCCCCAAUUUGAAUUGCCGAACGCAAGGAAUUAUGACGGCUACAAACCACUAUUCUCAGCAUUAUUGUCAACUAGUGGCAUUUGGCCUUCAGCGACUCAUUUUCUCUGGCAAAGUCAAGACUCCUCAGGUGGUGGUUGAAGAGGAUACACUUCAAUCCCUCUCUGGCCUGGUUCCUGCCAUUUUCAACCCAAGUUACCGUGAAGUGAGCCUGGACUCCUCCAUGGCAUCCUGA